Triplophysa rosa is the source of this 1975-nucleotide messenger RNA. RefSeq lists its product as uncharacterized. The record is from RefSeq and is a predicted model, not a curated record. Lineage: Eukaryota; Metazoa; Chordata; Actinopteri; Cypriniformes; Nemacheilidae. The coding region runs from base 29 to 1411 and encodes 460 amino acids. The transcript is spliced from 9 exons.
UGUGUUGGGGAGAAAUCUGGAGGCAGUGAUGCUGUACAUGGCCAGUGAUGAGGCACGGAGGGCCAUCUCCGCCUUCCCGAUACUAUUCUUCGAGGAUUAUGCCGGCUCAAGUAGGACCACCUGGUGUCAUCCUCCUGUGAGAGCCUGCGGUCUGACUGACCAUUGGGACACCCAUACCGAGGGUUACUACAGAUUACACCAGCUCCAGCUGAUUGUCACGUGCCAUCCUCAUCCGAGAACCUGUGGACUUCAUGUGCCAUCCUCAUGCGAGAUCCUGUGGACUUCAUGUGCCAUCCUCAUGCGAGAUCCUGUGGACUUCAUGUGCCAUCCUCAUGCGAGAACCCGUGGACUACAUGUGCCAUCCUCAUGCGAGAACCUGUGGACUACAUGUGCCAUCCUCAUCCGAGAACCUGUGGACUACAUGUGCCAUCCUCAUGCGAGAACCCGUGGACUUCAUGUGCCAUCCUCAUGCGAGAACCCGUGGACUUCAUGUGCCAUCCUCAUGCGAGAACCUGUGGACUACAUGUGCCAUCCUCAUGCGAGAACCUGUGGACUACAUGUGCCAUCCUCAUGCGAGAACCCGUGGACUUCAUGUGCCAUCCUCAUGCGAGAACCUGUGGACUUCAUGUGCCAUCCUCAUGCGAGAACCCGUGGACUUCAUGUGCCAUCCUCAUGCGAGAACCUGUGGACUUCAUGUGCCAUCCUCAUGCGAGAACCUGUGGACUACAUGUGCCAUCCUCAUGCGAGAACCUGUGGACUUCAUGUGCCAUCCUCAUGCGAGAACCCGUGGACUUCAUGUGCCAUCCUCAUGCGAGAACCUGUGGACUUCAUGUGCCAUCCUCAUGCGAGAACCUGUGGACUACAUGUGCCAUCCUCAUGCGAGAACCUGUGGACUUCAUGUGCCAUCCUCAUGCGAGAACCCGUGGACUUCAUGUGCCAUCCUCAUGCGAGAACCUGUGGACUUCAUGUGCCAUCCUCAUGCGAGAACCUGUGGACUACAUGUGCCAUCCUCAUGCGAGAACCUGUGGACUUCAUGUGCCAUCCUCAUGCGAGAACCCGUGGACUUCAUGUGCCAUCCUCAUGCGAGAACCUGUGGACUUCAUGUGCCAUCCUCAUGCGAGAACCUGUGGACUACAUGUGCCAUCCUCAUGCGAGAACCUGUGGACUACAUGUGCCAUCCUCAUGCGAGAACCCGUGGACUUCAUGUGCCAUCCUCAUGCGAGAACCUGUAGACUACAUGUGCCAUCCUCAUGCGAGAACCUGUGGACUUCAUGUGCCAUCCUCAUGCGAGAACCCGUGGACUACAUGUGCCAUCCUCAUGCGAGAACCCGUGGACUUCAUGUGCCAUCCUCAUGCGAGAACCCGUGGACUUCAUGUGCCAUCCUCAAUCCUAGACCUCGUCCUGAAAUAACCAUCAAUAUCCCAACACACCUACACCAGCUCCUGUAUCUGAGCAUACAUCUCUUCCCUCUGGGCUCUUGGAAAAGUUAAGGGCUCUCACACAAGCUCCACCUCUUCAAUCUCCUCCUUCGGGCUCUUCUCCUUCAGGCUUCUUUAAAAGGCCACAGCCCGUUGUCACAGAGGCUUCAUCUUCUACGCAUCAAGGUCUUUCAACGAGCUCCUCAUGAAAUGGAGUGAGCCCACGGGACGGCAAGAACACAACUCUGGCUGUUGCACAGAAGCAGGAGAUGGGUGGGCCAGAAAUGUCUAGCAUAUCCCCCACCACAUCUUCACCAGCUCCUGUACCUGAGCAUAAGUCUCCUUCUGGCUUAUUUAAAAAGUUGAGAGCUCCUCUCACAGAGGGUCCACCACUUCAACAUCAAGAUUCUUCGACAGCCUCCUCUACAGUAAAUGGAGUGAGACCAGGAGAAGGGCAGAAGAACACUACUGCAAAAAGAACAGUAUCAAUGCUCUUUAUUUUUCAAAACUGCUGAUUUCAGUCAUUGGAUGUGUUAUUCAUCUACUCUGAUUUGUU